Messenger RNA from Cuculus canorus (common cuckoo), 7980 nucleotides. It is a transcript of the gene ITGA9, whose product is annotated as integrin subunit alpha 9. Gene Ontology annotation, molecular function: integrin binding. Lineage: Eukaryota; Metazoa; Chordata; Aves; Cuculiformes; Cuculidae. The record is from RefSeq and is a predicted model, not a curated record. Gene Ontology annotation, cellular component: integrin complex; external side of plasma membrane. Gene Ontology annotation, biological process: integrin-mediated signaling pathway; cell-matrix adhesion; cell-cell adhesion. The transcript is spliced from 28 exons. Bases 81 to 3152 code for a protein of 1023 amino acids.
GGGGCGGGCACAAAAGCGCCGCGCCCGGCCCGGCCGCUCGGGACUCGGGGCUCUCAGCGGCGGCUCCGGGGUUUCGCGGGAUGCGGGUGCUGUGGGCGCUGCUGUGGGCGGCCCUGGCGCGAUGCUACAACGUGGACCUGGGGCAUCCCGUGGUUUUCCAGGGACCCCGCGGCUCCUUUUUCGGGUUCUCGGUGCUGCAGCACUACCACGACAGCACGCGGUGGGUCUUGGUUGGUGCUCCCAAGGCAGAAUCUAAAUACAGCACCUCCAUUCAGUCCCCAGGAGCAGUGUUUAAAUGUCGAGUCCAUACCAAUCCUGACAGAAGAUGCACAGAACUGGAUAUGGGGCGAGGCAAUUCUCGCGGCACACUUUGUGGAAAGACCUGCAAAGAAGACAGAGAUGAUGAAUGGAUGGGCGUGAGCUUGGCAAGACAGCCAAAGGCUGGUGGAAGCGUGCUGGCAUGCGCACACCGAUGGAAAAACAUCUACUAUGAGACAGAGUACAUCCUGCCCCAUGGUUUCUGCAAUAUUAUUCCGCCCAACCUGCAACCCAACGGGAAGAAGCUGUUGCCCUGCUACGAAGAGUACAAGAAGAAGUAUGGGGAGGAGCAUGGUUCAUGCCAGGCGGGGAUUGCGGGCUUCUUCACUGAGGAGCUGGUCAUCAUGGGGGCACCAGGAUCUUAUUACUGGACAGGAACUGUCAAAGUACUGAAUCUCACUGACAACACAUAUUACAAACUGAAUGAUGAUGCUGUGAUAGCGAGGCGGUACACGUACCUUGGAUAUGCAGUGACAGCAGGUCAUUUCUCUCAGCCAACUAGCACGGAUGUUGUAGGAGGAGCUCCCCAGGACGGAGGCAUAGGAAAGGUGUAUAUUUUCAGAACAGACAGACGAUCAGGAUCUCUAAUAAAGAUUUUUCAGGCUUCAGGAAAAAAGAUGGGCUCUUACUUUGGCUCCUCCUUAUGUGCAGUUGAUCUGAACUCUGACGGGUUGUCAGACCUGCUGGUCGGAGCACCUAUGUUUUCUGAGAUCAGAGAUGAGGGUCAAGUCACAGUCUAUAUCAACCGAGGAAAUGGAGUCUUGGAAGAGCAGCUUGUUCUGGGUGGUGACAGCGCCUACAAUGCGCACUUUGGAGAGAGCAUGGCUGCCCUUGGUGACAUCGAUGAUGAUGGCUUCCCUGAUGUUGCCAUUGGGGCGCCUAAGGAGGAUAACUACGCAGGAGCAGUGUACAUUUAUCAUGGGGAUGCCAAUGGUAUUGUACCUCAGUACUCUAUGAAGCUGUCUGGGCAAACAAUAAACCCAAUGCUGCGGAUGUUUGGCCAGUCCAUAUCAGGGGGAGUCGAUAUGGAUGGCAAUGGUUAUCCAGAUAUGACUGUUGGAGCCUUCUUGUCAGAUAACGUGGUACUUUUGAGAUCCAGACCUGUCAUUACCAUGGACAUAUCCAUUUUCCUGCCUGCAUCCAUCAAUAUCACAGCUCCUCAGUGCCAUGACGGCUUGCAGCCAGUGAACUGCCUUAAUGUCACAGCAUGCUUUCGCUUCAGUGGCAAGCGUGUUCCUGGAGAAAUAGGUUUGAAUUAUAACUUGACAGCUGAUGUGGCAAAGAAGGAAAAGAGCCAGCAACCCAGAGUUUACUUUGUGACUUCUGGAGAUACAGUGGGGCAGAUCACAGAGAAGUUACAACUGUCCUACAUGCAGGAAAAGUGUGAGCAUUACCUAGCCUAUGUCAAGAAAAGAGUCAAAGAUGUCAUAUCUCCAAUUGUAUUUGAAGCUGCAUACAGCCUUGGGGAACAUAUCCUAGAAAGAGGAAAAGAGGACAAGGAACUACCUGCUCUCAAGCCCGUUCUCCGCUGGAAGAAAGGACAGAAGAUAGCGCAAAGGAAUCAGACUGUUUUUGAGAGGAACUGUCAAUCUGAUGACUGUGCUGCUGAUUUGAAACUUCAGGGUAAAUUAUUGCUGUCUAGUGUUGAUGACAGAACUGCCUACCUGGCCCUGGGAGCGGUGAGGAACGUCUCACUUAACAUUUCCAUCUCUAACGUUGGGGAUGAUGCCUAUGACACCAAUGUUUUCUUCAAUUUUUCUGGGGAACUCUUCUUCAUCAAAAUGUGGCAAAAGGAGGAGCUGGGCGUUGCCUGUGAGUUGCUGGAGUCAGACUUUCUCAAGUGCAGCGUGGGAUUUCCUUUCAUGAGAUCAAAAUCAAGGUAUGAGUUCAGUGUGAUCUUUGACACAAGCCACUUGUCUGGACAGGAAGAAACACUUACCUUCCUUGUCACUGCCCAAAGUGGAAACCUCGAACGCACUGAAUCUCUGCAUGAUAAUACUCUAACCCUGUCGGUGCCCCUGAUGCAUGAAGUGGACUCAUCUAUCAAUGGAGAAGUCUUCCCUACUUCAUUUUUCUACGGUGAUUCUGUAGAAACAUCCAACUUUGUUCAGCUGGAAAACCAUGAAUGCCUUUUCCAGUCUCUGAACUUCACACUGCAGGUUUACAAUGCUGGACCAAGCACUCUCCCUGGAGCUUUUCUUGACAUUUCAUUUCCAAACCGCCUCUCUGCCACUGGAGCUGAAAUAUUUCAUGUUCAGCAGAUGAUCGUUGGUCAGGACAAAGGAAGAUGUUCUUUUCACAGAAACCCCAGCCCAUGCAUUGUUCCUCAAGAGAACGAAAAUAUUUUCCACACAAUAUUUGCUUUUUUCACUAAGUCUGGAAGAAAAGUAUUGGACUGUGAAAGACCAGGAAGGUCCUGCUCAAUUAUACGCUGCAACUUAAGCUCACUAGCAAAAGCAGAGUCUUGUGAUAUAAGUAUCUACACGCUGCUGAAUACUGAGAUACUGAAGAAGGACAGUUCAUCAGUCAUCCAGUUUGUCACAAGAGCAAGGGUGCGGGUAGACCCUGACCUCAGAGUUGUGGAGGUGCCCAAUGGGACCCCAGAAGAAAAACCAGUGGUCUUUGAGGCUUUGCACAAUCUGGAGCCUCGUGGAUAUGUUGUCGGAUGGAUCAUUGCCAUCAGUUUGCUGGUGGGAAUUCUCAUCUUCCUGUUGCUGGCUGUACUCUUAUGGAAGAUGGGCUUCUUCCGACGGAGAUACAAAGAAAUUAUUGAGGCUGAAAAGAGCAGAAAGGAGAAUGAAGAUAGUUGGGACUGGGUCCAGAAAAAUCAGUGAACUGCUCGCGAAAACUAAAACCCAGUCAUGUGACACGUGCUUGCUAGCCUAUAGGUCCUGCUCUCGUAUCUUCCAUAUGUGGAAGAAGGAAUCUUCUCCAGAUUUUUCGGAGACCCUAUUGAUGCUGUGUCUUUAUCACUCCAACAAGCUAGGGAACAUAUCCUGAGGCAACCGCUGCAGCCAUGUUGGGUGACUGGAGAGAUUUACACUUCAUUUAAGAGCUGAACUUUGAACUUUGGUAACCAAGCUGCAGUGCAGAGUAAUAUUUAUGAAUCCAACUAUGUGGUAUACCCUCAGGGGAAGACUGUUACCUAAAAAUAUUUUUUAUAAAUAUAAGCUUUUUAUAUUGAUUAUGUCUUUAUAUUUGUAUCAAUGUUUUAUAGUUUCUAUUGAAUAGCUAUAUAGUUCACUCAAGCACUGAUAUCUGGCUAAAUCCUUGGAAAUACAUAUAUGUAUAUAUAAAUCCUAUUGUACUUUUAAACUUCAAUGCAAGAGAGAAGAGAGAUUUGCAGAUAAAAGUAGCUGAAAUCCUAUAUGUUUAAUUCACAAGGCUUGGUAAUGUUGCAUGUAGACCAUUUAAUGGCAAUAAGCCAAAGUCUUUUCACUAUCUCUUUUUUUAGUUGAAUUUGGUGUUUGGUUUAUAAACUGAAGAACCUAAAGCAUUACACAAAUGUGAUGUUCUGUAUCUGAGUCUGUCCUUUACUGGCCUGAAUAGGAGACGACAAAAACACUUCUUUGGUGACAUGUAGCAAGACUUGUGUCUUGCUUUGGCUCAGAGAAAAGCAAAUGCAUCACAUAAUGUUUUCUUUUGGGAAGCUGACUCUUGCAGUCUCUACUGCUUUAAUAAUUGUUUAGAGCUGUACAAAUGAGAUACCAGAAGGAUGUAAUUGGGCCAACCACUACAGCAUUCACAAAUUCCUUGGAAUAAAAAAAAAAAUAAUAAAAAAGAAAUGGAGCCAUGUUAAUGUUAAGAAGAAUAGUAUUUAAACUGCUGUUAAUGAUUGUGAUCUGUUGAUAUCAGAGCAAGUGAUAAAUUGCUACAAGCUAUGAUCAUUAGGCCUGCCUUGUGAGUUUCAUGCAUGAGUCAUUUGUCUGUUUAUAUAGUUUUAAAAGAGAUAGGUAGAUGCAAGGUUAAAACAUUUGGAUCUUUGGAUCUUGAGAUUCUCUUUCUGGGAGUUCCUAGUACUAAAUGUCAUACUUCCUCAAGCAUUAAGAAGGAAAUAUAGUCAAGGUGCAGAUGUUACUGGAUCUCAAAUUGCCACUUUGUUCGCUGGUAAUUCCUUAGCAAAUAAUCUGUUGAAUUAGAAGAAACAUAGUUAUAAUUAAUUCAACUGUGUUUCUUCAAAAAGCUUUUGGAUUUCUGAAUAGAAAUAGUGGAAAUCUAUAAGACUUGGUUUUAGAUUCUACUUGUAUUUUGCACCUUGUAUAAAUAAGAAGUAAAUGUCAUGUUGGUUUAAAAUCCAUGUAAAGAAAAGAAGGGCCGAGAUCUAUGGUAGAUGAUGGAAGAGAAACAAAAAUGAGUGGUUACAAGGUAUCUCAUUCUAUGAGGGUAAGGUAAAAGAACUGCUUGAAAUCUGGAAACUUGAAUACAGAGAACGUGCAAGAAACCUGCUUGAGAAUAGGCCUUAUUCUUGCACUUCUUUGUUAAAUUCAUUAUAUCUUCAAAUUUAAAAAAAUAACCACUUCAGUAUUCCUGUAGUGUUUUUUCUCUGUACUGCCAUUAAGUGCCUCCUUUUGCUACAGUAUUGAUCAAAAUUUAUUAAUUUAACUAUCUACACCCAUUAGGCAAAAGAUGUUUUUUAAGUGAACAAAGUGUAUUGAUUCAAUGUUUGACAAGAAAAGCUAUUAGUCUAUCCAGUUAUUGUUUUUAAAAAAAUCAUUGGUAAUUCGACAGAUUUUUGUAUAGCAAAUGGUUGUUUAAGCCAGAAUCUGAAAAAAACUGCUGCGAAAAAUUCUGUUGUUAACCACAUGUAGUUGACUGCAGAUUUUUCGUCAGAGUGCGAAACCAAAAGGCUGAUGGCUUUUAACUGCACUGUUGUGUUAGAGACUAUUGAAUUCCUCAUGGUAUGAUAUUUCUGACAUGUUAGUUUUGCUAGUAGUUAAACCUAAUGUAUCUAUUCUUUUUUCUGUUGUUGAAAAAUAUCUAAGACUGGCAGUUACAAGUUGAACAAUGUCACGGUAUAGCACAAGAUUCACAACUUUGAAUUGAAUAAGAAGUUGCUUAAAAUACUUCCUGAAAAAAGCCAAGUACAUUUAUUUAGCUGUAAAAAUGUUCAGUAUCUGUCUAAAACUAAGACCCCCCAAAUUAUAUAAUUGAAUUUGCUAAAAAAUAAUUUAGGGAACAAGUGAAACUAUUUGUGAUUUUAACUGAAUUUGAAAGUUUCCAUCCAAAAAAAGAAGGGAAUUCCCUUUGAAAAGUUAAAAUGCCUCUUUUCCACCUUUUAAACAAAAUUUACUUUCAGAUCUGCCAAAAAUGCUUUAUUUCAAUACUUCAAAAAUCAAGAUUAGUUAUUCCUUUGAAACAUCUUUCUAAAGUAUAGGAAGAAAAGUGUUUUAAAAAGUAAAAUAUCCAUUUAGCAUUUCAUAUUGUGUUGGAUAUUUUUUUUCUUUUUUGGCUCAAGGCAAACCUUUUUUUCCUAUUUGUUUGAAGUAAAAGAAAAAAAAAAGUAAAUCCCAUUUGAUUGAGCCCACACUGGACUUUUUUGAUCUCUGACUUGAAUUGUCUGCUAUUGAUCCAACACAAGUUGUCACUAAGUAAAAAUCUACUUCGUUGGCCAGAUUAGUGACAUAUUCUUGAAAGAAUCCAUAAAUUAUUAGUAUCAUCACUGUCAGGUACUCAGUAGUUCUGUUGUCACAGAUACUCUUGUACUCACAUGUAUAAUCUUUCUAAUUUUUUUCUUUUUUUUUCUUUCCUUUUUUUUUUGGGCAAAUUCCAUUGUGGCUCUUGCUUGGUUCCAGUUACGAUAAUCAGAUUUGACAAAGAAAUCCACAAGUACUUAAUGUUAAUAUCCUGCACAAGCACCUUUCCACUUCUUAGAAAGUAACCAAGCAAGUCAAAAAAAACCCCACCAGUAUCAGUUGACUGCAACCAGUUUCUAACCCCAAAAUCUUACAAAACCAUAAUAUACAUCAAGAAUGUGUAGAAAAUAACUGUGCUAUAGAUCUGCUGGGUGGUUUGUGGUUUUUUUUAAUUAAGAACUCAUAAUAAAUGUAAUUGUAUCAAAAUGUAGAGAUGUGGUUACUUUGGAAAUUGUUUCUAGGGCUCUGGAAGUUGCCAUCUGUCAGCUGCUUGUUAGUUCCUUUGUGCUGUACUGCUUGUGCUGCAGAACUGGGGGAAGUUGUUGUACUAGUUAUCUCCAGUUAAUCCAUUUUGGGACCGAGUCAUCAGUUGUCUUGGACAACUUCCUUGAAAGGUUUGCUGAAUUGACAUGGCAUUUUUUUUUUUUGCAGCAGUAGCAGGCUAACUUUGCACUGGCUUUAAGUUAUGCAGGUGGAAGCUUAGAAGUGGGGCAGUAACAUUUUCAAAUGCAUUGUCUGCCAUUUGAGAGAUCUUUCAUUUAAGCCCUGAAGCUUGUAGUGUGCAGCGUGUCUUCUUACAGAUGGUACCCUUGAAGUUGCUUUUAGGGUAGGAAGAAAAUCUUAGAAAAAAAUGAUCAGGAAGCAAGAGGGGAAAAUUCACUUAAAGCAGAGCCCAUGUUGUUGCAAACCUAUUUACUUUCCGUCUUGAAUUUGAGAAAAUCACAGUCAUUUCAGAGUUUUCGUGGCCCAAGGCACAGGCAUGAAUUUCACCUUCCAAGGGCUGAAAGCAUUUGCCACCUUUCACAGCAUAUUCUGUGACCAUUUCAUUUGAAAACCAAGGAUCUGCUCUUGCAGGUGAAUGUCUAUCCGUUCACCUCAAGCAACAGCCUGACUAGUGUACUCUGGGGCCGUCACAACUAUGCUCUGGUACUUGGCCAUUGUAGCUAACAAAAAUACUGGCAAUGUUUUUCUGAAUAACCCUAGUUUUUAAUUUGUAUGGUUACAAUGAGGAAGUCAGCAAAUUGCAGAAAAUAGCGGAGCAGCCUCUGAGUUGAAGUCAUCUUAAAAAUCACUUGGAUUAUCUGAGAGAGAAAUUGUGCUUGAUGUGAACCUCAAGCCUGUAAACCACUUAAAUUAUUUCAUCUCAAAGUGGCAAAGGCUUUUGCAAGCCGAGCAUACCAGUGAAGAUAACCAACCUUCUUUACCUUGAUGAAUGGGAAGGACCCUACAUACAAGUCAGCUGAUGUGCAGGUAGUUGGGCUUGCUGAAAGUAACAGUUGCACAAACCUUGCCUUUGGUGAUAUUUAGUAUUGACUUUCUUGAAUGUCUUCUGUUUAUGGGCACAUUUUGGAGUCUUGCACAAGUUUCAAGCAUAGUAUCCAUGUGGUGUGGGAAUGUAUAUAACAUUGCUUUCACUAAAGGAUUAAGGGAGUCAUGGGACUAAUUUCUACCUUUGUCCAAACCCAUCCACUUGCUAGGGUUUCUUGAAUAGAAGUGAAAGUAGAUUUUAGUUCCUUUAGUGUACAUUGAUUAAACUGGCAUGAAGACUAUAAUUGCUUCAGAUCAUGGUUUGCAUAUGCAGUAGGGUACCCACACUAUUGUCACUCCUUUUUCUUAGGAUGUCACUCCUUAUGUAUUUUAGAAGUGUAUGUUUCCUUUUGUGAACUUGUGGUUGGAAAAAUGUGUUCACUCUUAUUGAUGUCACCUGUAUUUAGAAGCUUGUGUUCACCUAUAUUCUAUUUCACUUGCACUGUUUUGGAAACGUCAGGUUUACAAGAAUACAACUUUUUGGAAUAAAAAGUGGCUGCAA